This is a messenger RNA of Pteropus alecto (black flying fox), 974 nucleotides long. Its product is annotated as olfactory receptor 5D18. Gene Ontology annotation, biological process: sensory perception of smell; G protein-coupled receptor signaling pathway. Bases 18 to 959 code for a protein of 313 amino acids. Gene Ontology annotation, cellular component: membrane. Gene Ontology annotation, molecular function: olfactory receptor activity; G protein-coupled receptor activity; odorant binding. Lineage: Eukaryota; Metazoa; Chordata; Mammalia; Chiroptera; Pteropodidae. The transcript has a single exon. The record is from RefSeq and is a predicted model, not a curated record.
UCUGACCAAUAGAAACCAUGUUACUGUCAAAGAGAAAUAAAAGUGAAGCCACGUUCACUCUCUUGGGCUUCUCAGAUUACCCAGAACUGCAAGUCCCCUUGUUUUUUAUUUUUCUGGUCAUCUACAGUGUCACUGUUGUAGGAAAUAUUGGAAUGAUUGUAAUAAUCAAAAUUAACCCCAAACUGCACACUCCCAUGUACUUUUUUCUCAGCCACCUCUCAUUUGUAGAUUUCUGCUAUUCCUCCAUCAUUGCUCCCAAGACCUUGGUAAAUCUAGUCAUAGAGGACAGAACCAUUUCAUUUCUAGGAUGUGUAGUACAAUUCUUUUUCUUCUGCACCUUUGUGGUAACUGAAUCCUUUUUACUGGCUGUGAUGGCCUAUGACCGUUUCGUGGCUAUUUGCAACCCUCUGCUCUACACAGUCGCCAUGUCCCAGAGACUCUGUGCCUUGCUCGUGGUCGGGUCAUAUGCAUGGGGAGUAGCAUGCUCCUUAAUACUCACAUGUUCUGCUAUCAAAUUAUCAUUUCAGGGUUUCAACAUAAUUAAUCAUUUCUUCUGUGAGUUCUCUGCAUUGCUCUCUCUCUCUUGCUCUAAUACUUAUGUCAACCACUUGCUGCUUUUCAUUUUUGCCACUUUUAAUGAGGUCAGCACACUAUUCAUCAUUCUCCUGUCUUAUGUGUUUAUCCUUGUGACCGUCCUCAAGAUGCAUUCAGCCAGUGGUCGCCGCAAAGCGUUCUCCACCUGUGCCUCACACCUGACGGCCAUCACCAUCUUCCAUGGCACCAUUCUCUUCCUCUACUGUGUGCCCAACUCCAAAAACUCCAGGCACACAGUCAAAGUGGCGUCUGUGUUCUACACCGUAGUGAUUCCCAUGUUGAAUCCCCUGAUCUACAGUCUAAGAAAUAAAGACGUCAAGGACACAGUCAGCAAGUUAUUGGACAUUAAAGUCUUUUCCUUUUGAGCAUAUUAUUUAGUG